Messenger RNA from Arachis duranensis, 1134 nucleotides. RefSeq lists its product as uncharacterized. Lineage: Eukaryota; Viridiplantae; Streptophyta; Magnoliopsida; Fabales; Fabaceae. The record is from RefSeq and is a predicted model, not a curated record. The transcript has 5 exons. Bases 1 to 1134 code for a protein of 377 amino acids.
AUGUCUACCCAACCACACAUGAACACAAAGGAGGUAACAGAAUUCCUUAUAGAGAAAUUUUCACUAUGUCCUCACCCUAAGAUGGUUUAUAGAGCAGUAAAGGAGGCUAGGGAUAAGAUCAUGGGUAACAAAAUGGAACCAUACAAGAGAAUGAGGGAUUAUUGUGAACAGAUUCUGAGUAGCAAUCCAGGUUCAACAACAGAUGCUUGUAAGCAAGGAUUCAAAGAUGGGUGUAGGCCUUUGUUGCAAUUCGGUGGGUGUUUUCUCAAAACAUAUUAUGGGGCUUGGCUUCUAGCAGUAGUUGUGCAAGAUGCAAACAACCGGUUUUAUGUCAUUGCAUAUGGGGUUGUCAGGGCUAACACCAAGGAUGCUUGGAAGUGGUUCCUAAUAAAUCUUCAGGAGAACAUAAGAGAUGAUACAAACCAUGAUUGGAACUUAUAUCGGACCAACAGAAGAUGCACUACUGUCGCAGAAUUCAAGGAAUGCAUGGAAAAGUUGAAGGCAGUUAACCAAGGUGCUUGGGAAUACCUUAGUAAGUUUGAGCCAGAAAUAUGGGUAAAGGCUUACUUUUUGCAUGGGGCAAAGGUUGACAACCUCACAAAUAACAUAUGUGAGGUGUUUAAUGCUAAGAUCGUGAACCACCGAUGUAAGCUUAUCCUAACCAUGUGUAAAGAAAUCAGGUGUUACCUAAUAAGGAGGAUGGUGAAUCACAAGCGAGUACUAGACAACCACCCUGGGAAGCUUGCACCAGUUCAGCAAAAUAGGAUGGAGAGGUUAAUCAAUAUUAGCACUAAGUGGAUGGUGGAAUGGGUUGGUGACAAUGAACGGAAGAGGUUUGAGGUUAUGAAUACAGCUGGCCCAAGUCUUCCAAAUGUUGCACCAGGUCCAAUAAGAGUGAUAAGAUCCACACUUGUGAUAGCACUACUAGGGCCAACAGUUACUCAAGCUAGGCCACCGGCCCCAACUUCAAGCCGUCCAUUUAAACCUCCAAGAAAAGCUCCAUCUACGGCAGGACCAGUUCAGGAACUUCCCCAAGGACCAACUCCAUCUAACACACAACCUGCUGCACAAAAUCAGGAAGCUCCACCACCAACUUUACCAAGUGCAUCAACAUCUAAGGAUUCAACGGAGUGA